This is a messenger RNA of Centruroides sculpturatus (bark scorpion), 1918 nucleotides long. Its product is annotated as excitatory amino acid transporter 3-like. NCBI's taxonomy places the organism in Eukaryota, Metazoa, Arthropoda, Arachnida, Scorpiones, Buthidae. Gene Ontology annotation, cellular component: plasma membrane. Gene Ontology annotation, biological process: L-glutamate transmembrane transport. The coding region runs from base 131 to 1732 and encodes 533 amino acids. The transcript has 9 exons. The record is from RefSeq and is a predicted model, not a curated record. Gene Ontology annotation, molecular function: neutral L-amino acid transmembrane transporter activity; glutamate:sodium symporter activity; L-glutamate transmembrane transporter activity.
AUGAACUAAAUUUGGAAUGAAUUUUGAAUAAUUCGACAACCUUUCGAAUAUUUUUCAUUUUCUUUUUUUUAAAUUAAAAGUUACGUUUGGAACGUUUAAAUACAUUUAAUUCUACAAUUUUACUUACGAAAUGAAGUUAGUAAAAAGGAUAAAAAGCAUGACAUUCAGCCUUCCUUGGGGGAGGAGGUACCACAAAGGCUUUCCUGUGGGAAUCACGGAAAUGACGCAAACCAGAGUUAAAGCCAAGGAGUAUCUUCGUACCAACUUACUCCCGAUUCUGACCAUAAUUUGCGUAAUCAUCGGAAUCGUCAUCGGUUUGAGCGUAAGAAAUCUUCGAAAAUGGGACGAGAGGAGGUUGAUGUAUAUUAACUUUCCAGCCGAAAUCUUUUUAAGAAUGUUGCAGGCUUUGACCAUCCCUCUGAUUGUUGCCAGUCUCAUAGCCGCUGUGGGCAAUCUGGAAGUUAAUCUUGUUGGCAAAAUAGGAGUAAGAGCCAUACUCGUUUUUCUCAGCACAACUCUGAUCGCCACUUCAUUGGGUGUUGUGCUGGUUUCCGUUAUCCAACCCGGAAAACACAAAGAAGAUACAUACGUCAAAGAACAAAAUUCUGUUAUCCAUUUUAGUCUUACUGUAGAUAAGUUGUUGGAUCUUGUAAGGAAUAUGAUACCACGCAACAUUAUCGAAGCCUGUAUUUUUCAAACAUUUACUGAGAUUGUUCCUCCAGAAAAUGAAACUCUUAGGAAUUCUACAGAAAUACAUUCGUGGAAAUUUAAAUCUUCGCGUAUACAAGAAAUGAAUAUCUUGGGUCUUGUAGUAUUCGCCAUUAUGAUAGGAAUGUGUUUGAGUAAGAUGAAAGAAAAAUCCAAACCCGCUCUCAACUUCUUCGAAUGUAUCGACGAAUGUAUCAUGAUUAUUGCAGAACACUUCAUUUGGUUUUCUCCUAUGGCCGUAAUGUUUAUCAUAAUUGGAAAAAUCGUAGAAACAGAGAACGUGAUGUUAAUUGUUGAGCAAUUAGGAAGUUACGUAUUGACAGUGCUGUUAGGCCUGUUUAUUCAUUCCAUGCUCAUUCUACCUUGCCUUUACUUCGUUUUCACUAGAAUGAAUCCUUUUACAUUCAUGAGAGGGAUGUUACAUGCGAUUAUAACUGCUCUAAUUACAGCUUCAAGUUCCGCUACCCUUCCGAUCACCAUCAAAUGUUUGAAGAAUAAGAUAGGUUUGGAUCCUAGAAUCUGCAGCUUCUGUCUUCCUAUAGGUGCAACCAUUAACAUGGAUGGUUUAGCCUUGGCUCAACCGAUAGCUGCAUUAUUCAUCGCUCAAAUAAAGAAUAUAGAAAUCGACUCGGGAGGAAUUAUCGCCGUCGUUGUCAUGUCUGCGGCUUCUAGCGUGGCAGCCGCGGGAAUACCAAAUUCGGGGAUGAUCACUUUAGUCAUGGUUCUACAAGCUUUGAACUUACCAGCCGAAAAUGUCGCCAUUGUCUUCGUAAUCGAUUGGUUCUUAGAUAGGUUUCAAACUGUGGUCAAUGUUUUGGGUGAUGCUUACGGUUCCGCCAUAGUAGCCAAUAUAUGUCAAGAAGAAUUGGAAGAAAUUUCAGUGAGCGAUUAUAUCGAAGAUGAAUUAGAUCAUAAAAAAAUCCACCGUGAAGAGUUAAGUACAGGGUACUCUACGCCUUCUUAUGCCAAAGAUGAUGAGAUAGAAGACCUACCGACUGAUAAGGCCAUGGGCUCUUCAAAGUAACAAAAUCAUAAAAACGAAGUGCUGUUUCUUAAUGUAAACACAUAAAAUAGGACUUAUUUUGGCAUUGUUUUCAUUUUGGACUUGUUAAAAAAAUUAUUUAAAUAUUGAUUUAUAGAAUUUUCCAUAAAUUUGAUGAUCUAAAUUAACAUAAUCCGAAUUAAUAUUAUUAUAAAGUAUCGAUUUAUA